Molecule: messenger RNA, 1505 nt
Organism: Thamnophis elegans (Western terrestrial garter snake)
Lineage: Eukaryota; Metazoa; Chordata; Lepidosauria; Squamata; Natricidae
Gene: PRSS55
Product: serine protease 55
Exons: 3
Coding region: 674-1303 (209 amino acids)
Biological process (GO): proteolysis
Molecular function (GO): serine-type endopeptidase activity
Source: RefSeq, a predicted model, not a curated record
GGUGCUGCCAUCUUAUUUUUCGCUUCUGAGCAUGCGCAGAACAAUUUUUAUUGAGCAUAUUAAGAACGCGUGUACAGUGUGCAUAUGAGCAAACCAGCAAUAGUGCCUGCCGGAACCCACCCCUGAGUGAGAACUAAAGCAGGCUAAAUAGAUGUGGAUGCCAACUGACUGCAGAGGAGAAUUAACAAAAUGAAUUAGGUAGGAAUAGAGCUUUGAAUAGGAGCAGGUAAAUAAUUAAAAAAAAACACUUAUCAUUCAUAUUCUCACCACCAGUCCGCUACAGCAGGCUAAUUCAAAUUAUCCUGCCUGCUCUACUUUGUUGCUUGAAGCAAUUUAGGUUGACCUCUUUUUCUCUGUUCAAGGUCCCAGGUACACCAAUCCAUAGGCCAUUCCAAGGUGGGAAUUCAAGGGAUUUUGAAAAAAGGGUUGGGAACUUACAACUGAUGGAUAGGUUCAAAACAACAGAUAUACUCAUCCUUUAAAACAUUUUUGCACUAAAUAUACCAUUGACCCAACUGAACAAUAUGCCUUAUUUUUUGGAUUGGUCAGGCCACCUCUUGGGGUUUGAAUAUGUUUCAAUAAUGUGUUGCCUCCAUCUUUCUUCCCAAGUUCUUUAGAUCUCCCCAUAGUGGUCAUCCUGCAUGGGGAGCCUUCAGAGGAAAAGAAGUUGGAUAUGAUGAUCAUCCAUGAAGACUUCAACAGUACCAGUCUCAGAAACAACAUUGCUUUGAUCUUAUUGGAUUCUCCCAUCAACUUCAGUGAAAAAACGACACCAGUUUGUUUGCCCCUGUUGCAGGACCUGAGCAUAUGGCAAGACUGCUGGGUUGCCACAUGGGAGACUGUGAUGGCUGAUAAUGUUGAGAAAUUAACCCACAUAUUAAGGAAGGUAAAAGUGACUCUAAUUGACAGAGACGUAUGUUCCAAGGAAAUCCAAGGGUUAAUCGGGAAUGUCUUCUGUGCUGUUUCCAAGGAAAACAUGGAGGAGAACUGUGAGGUGGAGAGUGGGAGUCCCCUGUUCUGUGAUUCUGGAAGUAACAUGAAAUGGUUUGUGGUUGGCAUAGCAAGCUGGGGAGGUAACUGUGACCCAGAGGCAAGCUCCACAGUCUACACUGCAGUCUUCAGCUACCUUGACUGGAUACAAAAGACCACCGCACAAGAAGGAAAGCCCUUUAUUCCCGAAGGAGCAGAUGACAUUGGACCUUACACUCAAGUCUUUAUCCCAGAUUCUGUUGCCGGUUCACCCCUCCUUUCAAUGACCAGCGCAAUUGCUCCAGUUUUGCUACUGAUGGAUCCAGUUUACUGAACUGAACUCCUUUUUAUUAUAAAAUUCUGAUAUUGUGUAUUGAUCUGUCCCCAAUCCAGCACCAUCCGAAUGCAUUGGGCAAAGAUUCCUGUCCUGCCAGAAGGAUGAUCGAAGCCUGUUUAUCUGAUAUUUUCGGAAAGCAAAUAUUGGAAAAGGUUGCUGGGAAGCAGCUAUAACUCUCAGCAGAGCCUUCUCGGACUAU